GCUCAACAGACGGUAGGAUUUUGAAGUACAACACCAAUUAAAACUAAGAUGUAAAGACAAAUCUUAAUGUGUGAAGGCUACUAUUUCUUGAUUUCGGAAACCUCAUGUCAAGAUGUAAGGGAUAGGACAUGUUCUAUUUUGAAAAUCUUGCCGUACAGUUUUCUCCAGACCUCCCGCAUUGACAAGUAACAGAUUACCAAAUUAUCUGCUGAUAAUGGGUUUAAUGAAUGAAAUUCCAGAACAAUUAGGGCUAAAAUGUAAACAAAGUUGUGAAUAAAAAUGGCGCAGUGGAGUAAAGAAGAUGUUGAAAAACUCAUUGAACUUUUUCAUGCAGAACCGGAUUUAUGGGAUAUUAAAAGUGCAAAUUACUCUAAAAAAGAUUAUAGGUUGAGGAGUUUGGAAACUGUAAAGGAGGGGUUAGAAGAUAAAUACACAGUGGAAGAAAUCAAUACCAAAAUUAAGCACAUUCGCUCUUACUAUGCAAAGGAACUGGCUAAAGUAAGAAAAUCGACAAAAAGUGGGGCAGGGACUGAUGAUGUUUACAAAAGCAAGUGGUCUCACUUUGAGAGUCUUGAUGUUUUUCUCCAUUGUCAGAUAACACCACGACAGUCUUUAAGCAACAUGGACUCACAGACUGAAGAACAAGACGAAGAUCAGACUGAUGAUAGAGAGACUGUGGAGACAGAAGAUAACCAGAAUUCUGGCACUUCUAAACUAAAGAGGCAGAAAACUGGUCCAUCCGCUGUAAUGGCUGAAGCCGUUUCUGUGUUAUCCCAGCUUAAAAAUAACAUGGGUCAAAGAACACCGAGAACUGAUGUUCCGAAUGAAGAAGACGAAGAUUCAGUUUUUGGGAAAUACUUAGUAAAUGAGCUCAGGAAAAUUAAGAACCCUUCAGUUAAAAAUGCUGUACGGCUGAAACUUCAAACAGUAAUUUUUGAUGCCCAGGGGGAGCAUACGAGGCUACCAGUUCAAGAUUCUGGACGUAGCACUGCAACUCAACGGAUAUGGAGACCUCUGAGCCCACAGACACCUUCACUUCAGUCAGGGGUGCAAAGAAGUUCAAGUCUCCCUUCAUUCAAUGACAGUGAUUCAAAUGAAUUUUCUCAACCGCCAUACAAUUACAUUUACACUAACCUUUAAACAUCCAACACCCAACCAGAGAUAUCAGCAAAGUAGCUUAUAUAAUUUUGUCAGCUUCAAAAAUGUUCACUUGCAAUUAAACUGCUUUUAUAUAAUGUACAAAUAAAUACAAGUGAUAGAACAUAUCAAUAGAAAAUAAUUACCUUCAGAUAUGUGUUUCUAAGAACAUUGUAUAUUGCCUGGCAAGUUUCUGGGAUAAUCUCUGAGACAGUAGUCAAAGGAAUUCUGUAGAGGUAUUGAAGUGUUGUAUAACUGUCACCUAUGCAAAAGUAUGAAAUAAUCAAUAAUCAAUAUCUAGUACAUAAUAUGUAUUACUAUUAUUCUUAAUAAAGUUUAACAAAUCAA
Messenger RNA from Ruditapes philippinarum (Manila clam), 1485 nucleotides. RefSeq lists its product as uncharacterized. The record is from RefSeq and is a predicted model, not a curated record. The transcript has 3 exons. The coding region runs from base 280 to 1140 and encodes 286 amino acids. Lineage: Eukaryota; Metazoa; Mollusca; Bivalvia; Venerida; Veneridae.